CGAAGCAACAACCCUCGUGGAUCGUUGCUCUCGCCCUUCGCGCUCCGCUCCGAGGUCGACUCGCAAUUAUCACUCGCUCGCCUUCUCCCCCUUUCUUUCCUUCCUUCCUUCCUUCCUUCCUCCCUUCCUCCCUCCUCCCGUCCGCCUGCCCGGCCGCCUACGCUCCGUUAUCAGUGACGUUCGCGCGCGCUUGGUGCAUCCGUUUGAAAUCACUGUCGCCGACUUGUCGAUCGGAACAGGGAGAAAGAGAGAGGGGGGAGGUGGAAGAGAAAGAGAGAGAGAGAGAGAGGAAGAGUGUGUCCUGUCACCAUGGAGGAAAGUUCGGCGAACAAUGUGCGUCCCUUGCUCGCCGCAGCGCUUUUCCGAAAGAUCGGACGGGCAACUUCGUGUUCCGCGAGUUCCCAUUAGAUAGAGCGGUCGCGGCUCGAUUUGAAUUCCCCCGAGCCUGCAGAAAUUCCCCGGGAGCCAUCAGCGACAGAGAGAGAAGGAGAGAGAGGGAAAGUCGCUUGUGAAUUUGUCCUCGAACUCGUAUUGUUUUAAUUGAUCCCGACGCGCUCCUUCGAAUUCGCGUUCGCGAAGAGGAAUCUGCGGAGGAAAUUUCAGUGCGGCACUUCGUCGCUAGCUCUAUCUUUCUCUGUCUCUUCCUCUCCUCGAGUCGGACUACCGCGAACAUAUUCCGUGACCACCGAAUUUUGGUAUCUGCGAAUUUCCUCGAAUUCAUUUCAGUAAUUCAGCUUUCCACGAACUCUUAUUCGCACUCCUCGGAAAAUCCCCCGGAGUGUUUCGGUUUCUCGAGUUUCCCUCAAAGCGCCCUUUCUCGAAUUCCCGAACCUGUGAAGAUCCCGUCACCUCGCGAGAUUCCGGAUGCUUGAGUUUUUCAGUGACGUCGCCCUUCUCGUUUCCCACACCUGACGUCUCAUUAAGCAGUCCCGCAAAAUUAUCGCGCUAUUCAUCCGUUUGAUCUAAUUUUCGUUAUCGCUUAAUCUUUCUUUCUCUCUUUUUUUCUUACAGAAAAGUCCACUUCCUCGAGACAAUCGCGGAAAAUUUCCAACUCUUCGGGCUUGCAACUAGUGGAAUUAUCGGCACUUUUAUCAUGAAACCCUAAAGAACGUCUGCUGAAAUAUUGAGGGCUGUAAUUCCGGGAGCUGUUGCAGUCCAGCGACUUCCCGCGAGUUUAUGAAUCAUUGGACCAUUAAUUUUCAUCCCGCCAGCAUCCCGAUUCGCUGUUCCAUAUUUGAGAGCUAUAAAUCGACCGGAAACACGCGAAACACUCGCAAGUGCGAGGUUUUUUCAGAGGCUGCCCGCUCGAACGCGCAAAUUCGAUUGAAUCCGCGAUAGACUAAUGACAGCGAAAGUUGAAAGUUCUCUGGUAGUCCUCGUAUCUGCCAAGUGAUAAUAUUCAUGAUCGUUCGCGCGAGCGAUCAGCUCGUCGAUGUAACCUGUUGAGCGUGUAAUCCUCGCUUUUCACCAAUAUAUCAUUCGGUAUAUCGGAUCAGUCGCAUCGACGAAAUUGAUUCGCCAUCGACACUCGUGACUCGCCGAAGACGCCAAGAGAGAAUGGCCUCUCCCGUCUUCGCGCCGAAAUAUCCUGGCAGUUUUACUAGCCCGCCGUCAUGAAAGGAUAAUGGAUGCGAGGAUCCGUGGUGAAAACACAGGAAUCAGGCGUCGAAAAGACGUAGGAAAUCGUCGGAAAAUUUGUGAGCUCCUCGAAUCUUUCAAUCUCUAUUUUCGGUUCUGCAGACAAAUUUCGAGUUCCCGGCUUUAAAGUAUUCAGAUCCUCGAAUCAUCUCAGAGCUCUACAAUAAUUUUUACUUCCUUGGAUCUUUAUUCUUCUGUCUUAUGAAUUUCUUAGCUCGCCAAUUUCCCGACUUCGCAUAUUUUGCAAAUUUCGGGUUCCCGACUUCUACCCUCAAAUAUUCAGAUCCUCGAGUCAUUUUAUCCGCGAUAUAAUUGAUAUCUUCUUGAGGCUCUUUAUUCUGAAAUUUUUUCACUCGUAGGCAUCCUUUUAACUCGCCAGUUUCCCGACUUGGCAGAUUUUCCACGAGCCGGGCUCGUGGCUCGAGUUUUUAUUUCACAAAUUCCCGACAUUCCGUAUUGUUGGCCCUCGAUAUCGCGGCUCUGGCGAGCUCUCGUUCCUCGAAUUUCUAUCUCUUGAAGUAUUUCAACUUUCAUUCAUGACUUUGCCCGGGUAUCCUCUUUUUUUCCGGCUCGCGGUUUAACACAACGUCCCUUUAUGAAAUCGACUCGCUUUAAUUUCACUCAAUUAUAGCGCAUAUCCCUCGUAAUCUUCCCGCCUCGUAAAUCCUCAGAUCCCACGAUACGUUCCCAACUGUUGACCGCAAUCCGUUACAACCACCGUCGACUAUCCCGACAAAUCUCCAUUCUGUGGGCCCGCGUUGGCGUCCUUUAACGAGCCUAAUAGUGCGCGAUUUCGCAGAUGGAGAAUCCUCGCGUGCCGUGAAUAAUAAAAAAGGAGGGGGGGAGAGAGAGAGAGUACGCGUUUGAGUGCGUCAAGUUCCAACUGAGCGAUGACGACGUCGACAAUUGUGAGUGUCGUCCUGGCGGAUCCUUACGAGGAUUCGCCGGCCUUGUGGGACGCUGCGAACUCCAGCGAGAUCGACUUGGAGGCGAGUACGAGCUUCGACGCAAACCAAGACGAGACAGAGCAAUUCAACAACUGGUGGGCGAUGCUGGCGCUCGUCCUGGUGCUGGGAACGGCCGCGGGGAAUAUCCUAGUGUGCAUGGCGAUCACCUGGGAGAGGCGGCUCCAGAACGUCACUAAUUAUUUCCUGAUGAGCCUGGCCAUCACGGACCUUAUGGUCGCAGUCUUGGUGAUGCCAUUGGGUAUUCUUACGCUAGUCCGAGGAUACUUUCCGCUGCCGUCGGUUUAUUGCCUGGCCUGGAUUUGCCUCGACGUGCUGUUUUGCACCGCGAGCAUAAUGCACUUGUGCACUAUAAGCGUGGACCGCUAUCUGAGUCUGCGCUAUCCGAUGAAGUUCGGCCGCAACAAGACCAGGCGAAGGGUAAUCUUCAAGAUUAUUAUCGUGUGGCUCCUCAGCAUCGCCAUGAGUUUGCCCCUGAGCUUAAUGUACUCCAAGGAAGACGAGUCGGUGCUGGUGGACGGAGAAUGUCAGAUCCCGGACCCUCUUUACAAGUUAAUUGGUAGCAUAAUAUGUUUCUAUAUUCCCCUGGGUGUUAUGCUGCUAACGUAUGCGUUAACGGUGAGACUGCUGGCGGAGCAACAGCAGAACAUCGGUGGGACUGCAGCAGGUUGGUCAUCGGGAUGGUUGGGUGCUCCUCAGGGCGCACCCUCUGCAGCAGGUCUCGAAAGGCGAGGCACCUGGAAGCGGUUCCUUCUCAACAAAAGCUCCGGCGGGAGCGGCGGCACCCCGCAGCACACUUCCGGCACGUCAACCGACACCGAGCUGACUACCCUCGACACCCAUGAGCUUUGGCUCCCGGAAAGCGAACCACCACCCUCGGCCAUGUCCGCCCUUCACGCCUUCGGCGCGGAGAUGCUGAAGCUGUCGAGGGGUCUCGAGGGAAUGGCCAACCCCGGAAGCCAGACUCCAUCGAGAUCGACGUCUCAGCAUCAGCAGCAGCAUCAACACGGGCCAUCGCACCGCAGAUGCAGCUUCCGCAACGGAGGCACGGAGAGCACGGGCAGCAGCAUGUCCUGCUCGAGGACGAGCUUGUCGGCGCAGGAAGAGUUCCCGAGUCCGUGGAAGCACCGAAGACGAGCGUCCACCUACAACGAGGCUCACGUGGAGAGAACGAUCCAGACGUUGGGUUCGCCGAAGGCACCCAGAAAACGGUCCUUCAGCUUCCACGAGCAGUCGUCCUAUCGCGAGGACGACUCGCGCAGGAAGUGCCAAGAGAGCAACAAGCCAGGAGGACCGAUAACGCUACCGCCACCUUGCACGUGUCCUUAUUUCGGGGAGUCCUCGAAGAAACCGCCGCCUUCCAGCGAGGUCGUCAUCGUCUCCAGCGACACUAUGAAACCUAUCGGCAACAAGAGCCUGGAGACGGGCCUCUUGAGCGAUUCUGUAAAGCCCGUCUGUGACACCACGAGGCUGCCCGCUGGUAACAAGAAUCCGGAAAGGGGCGACACUGUGAGACCCGGCAGGAAUUCGGAAACAGGUCCACAGGUUGACACCGUGAAACCCAUCACCGGCAGGCACCUGGAAGUGGGUCUGCCGGCUCUCGGUAGAAACAACAGCGCCCGAUCCGCGCACAACGCCAAAGGCGGCUACGAGCAGUUGCCCAUGACGAACAGCGUGGUCAUGUGGCGCGGCGGAAGGCGAGGCUCCAGCCUAGGCAGCACCAGGACCCUGCUGACGCCCGGCACGAGGGCGACGCCGCUGCGACGCGCGGCAACGGUGCGGGCGCACAACGGCGCAACGGGUGCGAGCCUGACGCUGAAGCAGAGCAACCCGUCGUCGCCGAGUUUGCUGAGGGGACCAGGCCCAGGCGUUCGCAGCCAUCACUCGCGCACCAGCAGCGUGAUCUCGCGCAACAGCUCCCGCCACGGCAGGAUCAUCCGGCUGGAGCAGAAGGCGACGAAGGUGUUGGGCGUGGUGUUCUUUACUUUCGUGAUCCUGUGGGCGCCCUUCUUCGUGCUGAACCUGGUGCCGGCCGUGUGCCCGGACUGUGAGCGGCGGAUCGACCGCAAGUUCUACGACCUGGUUACCUGGCUCGGCUACGCCAGCUCCAUGGUCAACCCCAUCUUCUACACCAUCUUCAACAAGGUCUUCCGCGAGGCCUUCAAGAAGGUGCUGCUGUGCAGGUAUCGCAAUCAAGCAUGGCGGCCGGCCAGGUAGGCCCUGGGCCCCGGGAGACCGGGGAUCGCCAUCAGUAGGGUAUGAACGUGACCGGAAGUAGAAGCGAUACGUUUGGCUGCGUGUGUGGCUGCUGUGUGCGUGUGUGUAUGUGUUAACAAAGACGACGGAGGACGUCACAAAAAAGACACAGGACGAAGGUAGGAACUCGAACGAAUGGUGCUAUUCUACUCGCGCGAUUGGCUCGCUCUUAUCGACGCCGUAACGAGGACUUUCGAGAGGAGGGUAUUGGCUAUCUGCUGGACAAAGCUUCAGUCAUGAAGCUUUACGGAGAUUGUUGACGAGCUCGAAACAAUUCUCAGUAGAAUCUUCCCGUUAGUCGAUCAUCCCAUCGACGCGUUUCGCAUUCGUGUAAUGACGAUCGUUUUAACGAACUGAAAAUUGUUUGACGAUAAUCUUCUCUUACAUGCGACUCAACACAUAUCGACAUUACUAUGUGUAAUCACAUAUCGACGUUUAAUGAUAAUUUCAGGAUGUAUGAUAUAAAUUAUAUAAAUUAUCCUAUUUUGAUAAUUUUAUAUUCGGAGUAAUUUGCGCGUGUCUCCUGAAAGGAUGUUUAAUUGCAAAGUUCUCAGGCUGUUCCCAACUUAAUUCAAAUUGCGUGCUGCGAGAUCUCUUAGAAUUGCGCAUAUUGUCUUUACGUGGCUGAUAUACGUAAGAAAUAUCAUUUAGCAGUCUGUUUAGAAGUCAUUUUUGCGUUAAUAAUUGCUCACUCGAUACUAAAUUCGAUCUCUCUCUUUCUCUCUCCCUCUUCCCCUAUUUCGCUCGCUCUCUCUCUCUCUCUCUCUCUCUCU
Molecule: messenger RNA, 5632 nt
Organism: Odontomachus brunneus
Lineage: Eukaryota; Metazoa; Arthropoda; Insecta; Hymenoptera; Formicidae
Gene: 5-HT2B
Product: 5-hydroxytryptamine receptor 1A
Exons: 6
Coding region: 2529-4820 (763 amino acids)
Biological process (GO): adenylate cyclase-activating adrenergic receptor signaling pathway
Cellular component (GO): membrane
Molecular function (GO): G protein-coupled receptor activity
Source: RefSeq, a predicted model, not a curated record